Messenger RNA from Sesamum indicum (sesame), 1329 nucleotides. Its product is annotated as fasciclin-like arabinogalactan protein 2. Gene Ontology annotation, cellular component: plasma membrane. Lineage: Eukaryota; Viridiplantae; Streptophyta; Magnoliopsida; Lamiales; Pedaliaceae. The record is from RefSeq and is a predicted model, not a curated record.
AUCCAAAAGCACCAUCACCACACACUAAAGAGUGAUGGACGCAAUGCAGCUAAGAAUCUUGAUUUUCUGCCUCCUCCCUCUGCUCCUCCCCCUCUCCUCCUCCGCCGCCUCCUCCGAUGGCGCCCACAAUAUCACACGCAUCCUCGCCAAGCACCCCGAGUUCUCCACCUUCAACCACUACCUCUCUACCACCCACCUCGCCGCCGAGAUCAAUCGCCGCCGCACUAUCACCGUCUGUGCCGUAGACAAUGCCGCCAUGAACGAGCUCCUCGCCAAGCACUACUCCCUCCCCACCAUCAAGAACAUCCUCUCCCUCCACAUCUUCGCUGACUACUUCGGCGCCAAGAAGCUCCACCAGAUCACCAAGGGCUCCACCACCACUUCCUCCCUCUUCCAGGCCACCGGCGAGGCCGCCGGAACUUCCGGGUACGUCAACAUCACCGACAUUAAAGGCGGCAAGGUCGGUUUCUCGCCCGUCGACAACGACGGCGGCGGCCGACCCAUGGCCACCUACGUCAAGUCCAUCGAAGAGCAGGCCUACGUCAUUUCGGUUAUCCAGAUCAGCCACAUCCUCAGCUCGCCGGAGGCGGAAGCUCCGACUGCCGGCCCCUCCGACUUGAACGUAACUUCUCUAAUGGCGAAGCAAGGAUGCAAGGCUUUCUCCGACCUGAUUACAGCGCAAGGCGCCGACGAGACCUUCCAGCAGAGCGUCGAAGGGGGAUUAACAAUCUUCUGCCCCUCCGACGAAUCUCUGGAUUCCUUCAUGCCCAGGUACAAAAACCUCACCGCCGACGGCAAAACCUCUCUACUCCUCUACCACGGCAUUCCGGUGUACAAUUCUUUGGGUAUGCUGAGAUCCAGCAACGGUCUGAUGAACACUCUGGCGACGGAAGGAGCGAAGAAGUUCGAUUUCACAGUCCAGAACGACGGCGACGACGUGAAGCUGGAGACGAAAGUGGUGACGGCGACGAUCGAGGGAACUCUGAUCGACGAAGAUCCGCUGGCGGUGUACAAGAUCGACAAGGUUCUGCUGCCGAAGGAGCUCUUCAAGGCCGCGCCGCCGGCGCCGGCCCCUAAGCCAUCUAAAUCAGCUAAGUCGAAGGCCAAGAGCCAGGACGAUGAUGCGGACAGCCCGGGGCCCUCCGCCGACGACGAAGCUGUGGCGGACGAGGAGUCGAAUAGCAACGGAGGCCGAGCUCUUGGCGGCGGCUUUGCGGCUGUGUGUGUCAGUUUAGUUGUGGGAAUUUUGGCUUGUAUUUCUUGAUUUUAUUUUAUUUUUUUAUUUUGCUUUCUUUUUUCUUUUGAAAUUAUGGUGUGAAUUUGAUUUAA